Molecule: messenger RNA, 2469 nt
Organism: Strongylocentrotus purpuratus (purple sea urchin)
Lineage: Eukaryota; Metazoa; Echinodermata; Echinoidea; Camarodonta; Strongylocentrotidae
Gene: chmp2b
Product: charged multivesicular body protein 2b
Exons: 8
Coding region: 50-685 (211 amino acids)
Biological process (GO): protein transport; endosome transport via multivesicular body sorting pathway; late endosome to vacuole transport
Cellular component (GO): multivesicular body; ESCRT III complex
Source: RefSeq, a predicted model, not a curated record
GUCUAUGAAGCUGAAGUCUCUACUUCCGAUACCAUAUUAAUCUACAAAGAUGUCGCUUUUUAAGAAGCCUACAGAUAAAGAGGUGAUGAGAAAAACAGAGAGAGAACUGAAGAAAACUCAACGAGUAGUAGACAGAGACAGGGUCAAAUUGGAAAGAGAUGAAAAGAAAUUAGAAAUGGAAAUAAAGAAAGCUGCCAAACAGGGCAAUAAACAGGCAUGUGCAGUUUUAGCCAAACAACUCGUCAAUCUGAGGAAACAGAAAGUUAGGUUAUAUGGGGCCAGUGCAACGAUAUCUUCAGUCAAUGCUCAAACUAAGUCAAUGGUAGCAAACAAAGCCACAGCUGAAGCAAUGGGAAGGACAGCAAAGGCGAUGGGAGCCAUGAAUAAACAGAUGGAUCCACAGAAGAUGAUGAAGACGAUGCAACAAUUUGAGGUGGAGUCAGCUAAGAUGGAGAUGAAAGAAGAGAUGAUGGAUGAUGUAUUGGAUGAUGUACUAGGAGGGUCGGAUGAAGAGGAAGAACAAGACGCCAUCAUCAACCAAGUCUUGGAUGAGAUCGGUAUCGAGGUUGCAGGGAAGCUUGCUGAUGCACCAGGUUACAAGGGCGCCCUCCCGUCCAGAGCGUCUGACUCACAAGCAAAGGACAAAGCGAUAGAAGAUCAACUUGCCAGGUUGAUGCGGGAAUAACUUAUUUUCUCUUCUGCCAUUGAUAUACAUGUAUUUGUAUCUAUUUUUAUACCUGUUUUUAUCAGUCAUUGGCUUGUGUCCAUAUGAGGUGGCCGUGAGAACUGGUCAAAGACACUCGAUAUCAGGAUAUGUGUUUAGUUCAGUGCGACUGUACCAUAUUAUGCUGCUUAGUGCGGUAGGAGAGUACAUUAUAUUAUACAAAGUCAUAUAAAUGACAUCAGGGCACUGUUUCACGAAACCAUCUUAAGUACGAAUUCGCCGACAUCCCAUUAAAACGUGCAUUGAUUUUAUUACAUGAGUUUCAAUAGGAUAUCGCCAACUUGUACUUAUGAUUGUUCAGUGCAACAAAGCCCAGAGUAUCUUUAUAGCUGAUAUUUUGGCAGGUCCAAGCUCCUUUACAGCUGUUAAUUGAAUGCAAUCUACCGAUAACCUUUGUGAAAUGGUAAGAUAUGGAGAAGGAAUACCAUGCACUUGCCUUUGUAUGCUUGGCCUAUUCCUAGGCCAAAGAUACUACUUAUCUUCUUUCACAUUGGCUGCUAAAUGAGUCCAUAAGGCUACAGGCCUUGCCUUUUGGUGUAGGGGUUUGUUCACUUGACCCUCAUGCAAGAUCCUGGGUUCAAAUUUUGGCUGAUGCUCGCACCCUAAUACAAAGCAUUUUCUAUACAGGGCCCCGUCUUACAAAGAGUUGAUAUUAAUCGCAACUUAUUUGUGAUUGAUAUCAAUCACAACUAUGUACAUGUACAUAAGAGAUAGGAGACUGCAAACUUGCAAUUUAGAUUAAUCGCAACUCUUUGUCUGUCGGCCCAGGUUUCCCCUCACACCAAGGCACUUAGCAAAUGGAUGUCUAGUUGGACCUACAUGUACGUGAAUGCCUUUGAAAACAGUGUGAACUUCAACUUUUCUUAUUCGCCGUCUGUUUGGAGCCAGAAGGGUGUUAACUCAUAUACAGUUGUCGAAACCUCACCCCAAGAAAUAAUAUUCUGAGAGAUUCAUUGUAUUCUUGCCUAUCAUUCUACAAAAUUCCUCGCCAAAGUGUAUGAGAGAGGUAUUAACUUAGCAUGAUGUUACGUUUCUCAGCACGACACGGGCAUCUCCAAUUUGUUGAUACCCAUGAAGUUCUAUGCAAAGUCGUCAAUCAAGUAAAUGUAUUCAAAUUUAUGGAUGCAAAUAUUUCAUUCACAUGCUACUAUCUCAUGCACUAUAAUUGUCAGAAUGCAAAUCAUUGUUAUUCUUCUGGGGUGACGGUUUCGUGUAACUGAAAUAGAUUGUCAACUGCUUUAUUUUAGUAUUUUUAAAUAGAUCAGUUACGAUUGUUCCUCGUAAUAUAUUUUUCAUAAAAUAUUAUUUUUGUAUGAUUUUCCCACAGCGAAAAAUAAAAGGUUUUGUUAUUGAAUGAAAAAAAUUUGCCAAAUAAUGCUUGAUGCAUGAUACAUUGUUACAUUAUCAAGUACAUGGCUGCGCCCAUGUCAUGGUCAAAGACAUUGCAUCAUGCCAAGAAUAUCUUCAUUUAUAUAAUUAUUUCUCGUACAUUUUCGUAAGGAAUAUUGUACAUGAAUGGGGAGGAAUAAAACUCGUCUUUCAGCAUACAUACAAUUUUUUGUUGUUUGGGUGAGGUUUCCUUUAACACAGAGUUAACACACUUCUGGCUCUAAACAUAUCUUCUUUACAUGUGCAUCCACUGGACAUGUAGCCUUCCGUGUUCUUUUGUCAGGCAUGCAGCAUAUUUUUUAAUUGCAUCUCAUUUCAUUUAUUAAUUUCCACAUUCAAAGAUUGAAACAAUAAAA